GCCACCAGUGAUGCGAAUAAUAACACCACCUAACAAAACACGAAAAAACAUACAAAAUCCAUUAACGGUUUUCAUACAUCACCACCAUCACAGCCGCCGGUGCCGCAGCCGUCACAACCACCACCGUCGACGGAAUGGGUGCUGCAGAACCUGUUACAGAAGCAAACGUGCCGGAGAAGGAGAGUGAAAGGAGAGAGGAAGAGGAGGAACGAGAUGAAGAGGAAGAGGAAGGAAAUGGGAGGAAAGAAAGGAUGGAGGGAGAGAGAGAUGUUGAGAAAGGAGAGAUGGGUGUUGAAGAAAAGGUGAUGGAGAGCAAAAAUGUUGAAGAUCAGAGAAAUUUUCAUGUUUCAAUGUUGCAGAGAUUGAACCCAUCAAAUCCUUUAAGAAUUGUCAUCAAUAGUAAUACAAGAGUUGCUUCUCCUUCUCCUUCACAAACUUCUCUGCCUCGCUCUACCCCAACCCCACAACAACCAUCAAUAGCAACACUGAAUUCAAGAAGGUAUACCAACAGAAUAUCUCUGUUUCUGUUUGUGGUGCACAUGGUUCUGGCUUUUGGGCUAGUGUGUUUUCUUAUAUUCAAGGGAAUUCAAGGACUUGUGGUAGCAUCAGAUACUGUUAAAAGAAAAGAGAUGAGGAUAUUGAAAUAUUUCCUCCCUCAAGUUGAAGUAGCAUCUCUAUUAAGCAUUACUCUUGCUUUGGCAUGGCAAAAAGCAGUUAGAGUAUGGCCUGGAUUCAUGAUUCAUUUCAUAUUAUGGAGCUCUUUCUUCAUGUCACUUUCAGCUGGGAUUCUCUUAAUUUGCUUCCAAAAGGCUCCCACUGAUGGUGUUGGAGUUUGUCUUAUUGCUUUUGCAAUUGGUAAUGGCUUAUAUGCUUGUUGGGUUACUCAAAGAAUCGAGUUUAGUACUAAAAUCUUGAUUAAAUCUCUUGAACCUGUUCCGAAAUUCGGUGAUUUGAAUCAACCCACUUAUUGGAUGCUUGGGGUUGGGUUCUUGUGGAUGUCUAUGUGGAUUUUAGCUGUGAUUGGGGCUUUAAAUUUCUACUUUCCUCCAUUGACAAUUAUUGCAUUAGUAUUGAGCAUGGCUUGGAUUACAGAGGUUAUGAGGAAUGUGGUUAAUUUGACAGUUAGUAGAGUUAUCUCAUUGUAUUAUCUAAGAGGAAUGCAAGCCAGUACAGAAUUUUGUUUUCAAAGAGCUGUAACUCGGAAUCUUGGAAGUGCUUGUCUAGGAUCUGUAUUCGUACCAUCAAUCGAAGCACUAAGAAUUAUUGCUCGGGGUCUGAAUUUGCUCGAGGGAGAAGAUGAGUUCAUGUUCAGUUGCGCUCAUUGCUGUCUUGGAGUCAUGAACUCCAUCUUCACAUAUGGCAAUGGCUGGGCCUUUGUACAGAUAGCUGCAUAUGGAAAAGGAUUUGUUCAGGCAUCACAAGAUACUUGGGAACAAUUUAAAAGGCAAGAUAUGGAACGCAUUGUUGAUUGUGACAUUACCAGCUCAAUUUGUUUCCUUACUGGAGUUUGCAGUGCCUCCAUUUGUGUGAUUGUUGUUGCUGCUUGGACUGCUAAAGUUCACCAACCCUUCACAGCUACUCUCUCCCUAUUGUCAUUAUUCAUUGGAUACCUCCUGACAAGGAUUGCUAUGGCAUUGCCACAUGCUUGUGUUAGCUGCUACUAUGUUUGCUAUUCAGAAAAUCCUGACAACAGAUUGUUUGAUAAUACCAUCAAAGAACAACAGAACUUGAUAAAAUCCGGCCGUGAUGUGGUUGUUCGGACACCUCGAGUUCCUCAUCGCUUUGCGACUUAGCUCAGAAGCCAAAGCAAGAUUUCUCCCCGGAAAAAAAAUGCAGAAGCAAUAUGUGGUCACAGAUUGAGCAAUGCUGAUAAAAAUGCACCAUUGCUAUGGUCACUUUCAUUGAGGGGUCCAAAAGGACUUGGAUUCAACUUCAAGCCAAUCAAAAUGGAGCCAAGAGUUAAUUUUGUCCUAAAUGGUUAAGGUGGUGAUGGAUUUUGGGAUUUGACUGUGAAAGAUCAGCUACCAUUGGAUGAUGUUCUUGAUCUGGGUAGGAAAUUUGUGGAGACCCCACUGGGAUUCCAAUCAACAAAGCAACAAUGACACAACUGUCUCUUGCUACAUGCUAAUGCUUUUUUUUUUCUGUAUCAUAUUUGCAUAUACUCUUAGGAUAUUCCAUAGUUAAAAAGCUCCACCAUUAUUUAAUCAGGAAAUGGCAUUCAACACUCUUCCCUUUUAAAUAAGAUGAAGAAUUUCAUCA
This is a messenger RNA of Manihot esculenta (cassava), 2259 nucleotides long. RefSeq names its product CTL-like protein DDB_G0274487. The transcript has 5 exons. Lineage: Eukaryota; Viridiplantae; Streptophyta; Magnoliopsida; Malpighiales; Euphorbiaceae. Gene Ontology annotation, biological process: transmembrane transport. The record is from RefSeq and is a predicted model, not a curated record. Gene Ontology annotation, cellular component: membrane. The coding region runs from base 135 to 1793 and encodes 552 amino acids. Gene Ontology annotation, molecular function: transmembrane transporter activity.